UGGCAUGUGUGCUAUCAGGCACUGUAAAUUUGCCCAUUGACACACAGGGGGAAAACUGAGACGGAGAAGGAAUUCUAAACUGUAAAUUUGGGAUAAAUGAAAGAUCUACAAAGGCAGUGGUCAUGUACAGUUACACGGUAAUUUGUGACAUUGUAACUGCUGUUUUCCAAGAUGACCUUAAAGCUUUAUUACCUUCAUUCAGUGGGUUGAGAAGUUUGAAUCAGGAAUGAAAUGACUAGGUCAUGACCACACAUUUCAAAUGCACAAGGAUUGUUACAUCUUUAUGCAUAAUUUAACGGUGCUUUUGGACUACGGUGCAAUAAAGGUGUUGUUUUUUAUUUAUGUAUUUAUGUUUUGGCUAAAACUUCAGCUUAGUUUGAUAUAUUAUUAGGUUAAUUUGUUACCAGAGAAAAAUACUUUGAAUGAUAUUUUCAGGAAAAGAUGGACCUUAAAGAAUACUGUUAUUGCAGGAAUUCCUGGAAGAUGGAAUAUCUUCUGCCUGUAUGCGUAUAUCUGUGGGCUUUAGAAUCCAUGGCAACGGAUGCUGUCAUUCUUGUUACCAUGUACACGUAGUCAUAGCAACCAACAAUCUCCAACCAGGCAUCCAGCAUAAUGUGGAUUCUAAUACAUGUACACUGAUCAGCAUUGCUGACGAUGAGAAGUACUGGUGCAGCAGUAGAUAUUCUCUGAGUAGUGAAGUGAGCCCUCUGUUGAUGUUGGAAUUCUCAUUGAAGCAUGCAAGCUUGUCCUCCCCCCCCCCGAGAGUCUGUGUGCAUGCUACGAGAUGACACCUAUGCAUGGCAUAAUGACUCUUGGCAUUGGAGCCGUGUCCUGCAGCAUUGUCCUGUUAGCAUACGACCAUCUGAUGACCUGCUUAAUCGGGGAGACGAGCUGGACCAGUUGAGUGAGUCACCGAGGCUUGGACCUUAACUAAACGUCAUCAUCAUCAUUACCUCAUCACCUUCAUCACCAUGGAGAUAGAUGGAUGCUGCUUAUUGUAGGAGUAGAGGGAGAGACUUGUGUUAAACAAUAACUUGAGGUUCUGUUCUGUGGUCAUUGUCCUGUGGCCAACCUACUCCUACCCUUGGGAUUGCAUAUAAAUUGUUGUGGUUGACAAUAGUAAUGAGAUUAGCUAGCUGCACAAGGAGUGUUGUGGUCCAUUGCUGUCAGAGAACGUGUUACAAUCGGCUUUUUGGAGUCGAGCCAACUGACGUUUAGUGCUUGGAUUACACACGGCCAGUAAUGAGACUGGCGUCAGAAUUUUAUUGAACACAGAGUAUGUAGUGGCAAUUACAUUGCCAAUCAGUGGAAGAGGAUAUUGAUAUAAUUUUACUUGGAUGAUUACAUGAUCGUGCAAAGUAGAUCGAUGUAGUGUCCAGAUGGCGCAAAUCUGUCCAGGGCAGGGCGUGCUGGACAUGGAUGUACCGGUCUUGGUACGGAUGGCCACUUUGCCCAAAAGUACACAGCGCAGGAAGAUACCAGGCCGGCCAGUUCGGACGCUCACCCGCUCAGACCCAUGCAUUGAAACUUCUGGCUGGAGCCCAGAGACAACUCGAGCCCCAGUGCUCACGGAGCGGACCAACAAUCAGGAUCUUGUAGGCAGCACGGACGUUGGUAUGAGACACCCAAGCCCUCGGGGGUGUGCUGGUGUUGGACCCCCCACGGCCAGCACCGAAGGGCAGAUACUAGCUGUACAGCAACACUUACUGUGGCUUGAGGAGAAACUCCACGAGCUGCAGAAAUUGUCAGGAAACACGAACGGAACUGGGAAUAAGAACGAAGGGCGAAGCGGGCAGGAUCAGGUCUCCUCUAACUACUACUGCAUCACUCAGGGGGUGGACUCUAACCCGGGGACCUCCAAGAGCAACUCUCCAGAAAACGGCGAGACUAUGAUGGGAAUAAUGAACGGGAAGGAGAAUGGAAUACAUUCCAACAACAACGGGCAAAAGAGGAAAGUGUCACAUGGGAUGUGCACGCCAAGAGGCAUCCCACCGAUGGUUAGGAUUGAUUCCUUGGAUGCACCCAACACCGUCUCCACUGUAUUAGUGGGUGAUCGAUACCAGCCCUAUGGGGCUAAUAUUUAUAACAAUGUGUUCCGAAACAGGGCAGAUUCAUCUAGUUUGGGGACGGUGUCAUCGUUGUCUCGGUCCCCUUCCCCAAGGGUGCGUCUCAGGGGUUUAGAUCACAUGGAUGCAGCCAGCACCAUUUCGGCUUCUACCUCUUCCAAUCCCUCCCCUACCUCCCAAGAUGAACACAUAGCUGUACGGCCAGUCGGGUUUGGCCAGGCCAUCUCUAUCUUUGGCCCAGGAGGAGGGAACCUGGUGGGGGAAGACAUCUGGGAAUUCGAUGGUUGUGACGAGAAUGCUCACUCCACCACAACUCCGACACCAUCUGGUGUGGAAUCUCUGAGUUCUGCUGCCACCCCUAACCAGCCGGCUGUAACCCCCAACUCUCCUUUCCACAGUCAGCCAGGAACAGGUAUGGACAGUCUAAAUGUAGACAGUUGGAGUUUAGAUAUCAGUAGUGGAGUACCACCAAGCCCUGCUCUCUCCAACAUGACCGAUGGUGGUUACCAAGUGGGUGAUGGGGUACCAAUGACUGACAUCCAGGAGCAUCCACUGAAGAGACUGAAUUCUCAAUCGCAAGCAACUGGUACACCAUCACCAAGAUCUCUUAAACCCACAUUCUCCUUCACAUCGUCCAUCAUCUCCAAGGCAAAGGCACGAUUCACAGGCCGGGCAGUGAAGAAAGAUCAGUGUCUGGUGCAAGAGGUUGGUAACCGCAAAACAACUUCGUCGGGACUGAACAGUCUCUCUUCAAAUACUCAAGAUCAUGACCUGGAAGACUUGGACAUGCAGACUGUGCGAUACAAGCCGGAAGGCAUCGAUAAGCUGUGCAGAACGACAAAAUUCACCAAGAAAGAAUUACAGUUGAUGUAUAGAGGCUUCAAGCAGGAGUGUCCAUCAGGACUGGUCAACGAAGAAACGUUCAAAGAAAUUUACUCCCAGUUUUUUCCCCAAGGAGAUUCCAGUCAUUACGCCCACUUUGUCUUCAAUUCAUUUGAUACAGAUCACAAUGGCUCCAUUACAUUUGAGGAGUUUGUGACAGGCUUGUCGGUACUCUCCAGAGGAACACUAGAAGACAAACUCAACUGGGCAUUCAAACUAUACGACAUCAACGGGGAUGGGGGCAUCACAAGAGAAGAGAUGCUGAGUAUAAUACAGUCAAUCUACGACAUGAUGGGCAAGUACUCGGAACCUACGUCAGAAGACAUCACUCCGGGCGAGCACGUUGAAAGAGUCUUCCAGAAAAUGGACCUUAACAAAGAUGGUGUGGUAUCGUUGCAAGAGUUUUUAGAGUCAUGCAGUAAUGAUGAAACCAUCACGAAGUCCAUGCACGUCUUUGAUACCAUAUUAUGAACCUGGAACAAUUGCCGCAAGGAGAUUUUUUUUUAUAACGAACAGUGUGACAAUGGACACUACGUAUCUGCAGGGAAAUUCUAUGUGCUAUGUCUAUGCCAUCCAUUGUUUUUUGAUUGCUGUGUUUUCAGACGGAUCAGUUUUGCGAGAAGGCUUCAGUAGAUUAAACCUGGAUGUCUGUUCACACUAAGGUGGCAGUCGGUUCGAAUGGGGGAUUACUGUCUUUCACAGCUACAGAAUAGGACAAUUUUUGAGCCAGUGGAGUUCAUUGGAUCUGCAGUUAUGUUCAGUUUCCAUGGCAAUGCUUGUUGCUGUGUUCAAAGUGGAUGGAUUACCAGUCCUCAGAUUUGCCCCCUCAGCUUGCAUUUUCACAGCCUUGCAGGUGGAAUCAAGUGCCUGUAACCUUUGUAGCUGAGGUCACUUUGGGGCUGGAUUUCAGGAACCUGUAAACGUUCUCUUUUGAAUUUAGCAGUGCUGAUGCGCUUACCAGCCCAGCAAUCCUCACUGCAUGCAUUGUAUACCUUCACAUCUGUCUUGCAUCAACAUGGAUGUGUUCACACUAAACAGAGGCUGCUGAUACAGUAUCAACAGGAUUACAGAUUAUCUUCACAAAAAUAUUCUAAAUUCAGAUGUAUAAAAAUCAAUCAAUAUUCACCAAUGCUCAGGAAAUAACACUGGUGUAUUUAUUGUAAUUUCAUGUUGUGGUAAUUAUAGAGCAACCUAAUAUGUUUUUGGUUUUUCCUGUCCUGCAAUAGAGGUUAUGUGUUAACACGUCCUCAGAGGGCAAGAGUUUUGUAUCACAAGGAUAGGCUCAAGUAAAGCUUUGGUGCAUUCAUUGGAAAUAACUUAAAUUAAUAAAAACAGCCUCACAGAUGCCAGAACACAUAACCUGUAUUGCUUAAGUCCCCUCGCACAUGUAUAUGAGCUCAUUCAGCUAGCAAGAAAGAGAAAAUACAAAAUUGGAUACAAAUGUACUCCCUGGAGUUUCAAGAAACAGAGCAAUAGCAAAUGCAGACAGAAAUUGUAAAGUUUGCAAGAGUUUUCUCUUUAGAAAGUUACCAUGGCAGCUAAAUAUGAAAACUAUUGCUCGAUGUGCUUGGUUAUUUAAAAAUAACCUGCACAGGGGUGGGGGGUAUCUUUACAAAACUAUCCUUGGAGAUGUUUGUAACAUUAUCACGUGCCUUGCAGAUCUAGAGGGAAGCCAAAGUUUUUACACAUUGAAACGUCUGGCCCUUUUCCGUGUUAUCUAGGCUGAAUUUGGGAUGAGUAGGAAUGAAUCAUUUGGAUCACAGACAAGACAGAAUGGGGGUGGUGUUGUUUAAGCAGUUUCGUUUUCAAUCCCAAGCUUUCUGUUCCCUUUCCUGAGCUUAAAUGAUAAAAAGUACCAACUCUUACAUUCAAAUGUGAAACAUACACUUCAAUACUUGUGAUUCCCAUCUGUUGCUGCCAAUUACUCUUCAAAUCAAUUUUCUGCUACUAUCUAUUGUGCCUCAAGCUAUUCAACACAUGUAUAUAAUCGGAUGAAUGAAAUAUCCAAAUAAGGUACUGUACUCACUGGAGAUUUAUUUUAUGUAGAUUCGUCAGUGUUAAAUAACUUUGUCUUUCCAUGUAUUUUGCAAUUGGCCCAUACUCAAUGCAAUAUAAUUGUAGAAACCUAGGCUAGUGUUGGGUAGUUUAAGAUGAACAAAUUCCUGUGGUACAUUGGAAUGAUUUUUUAUUUUGCCAUUUCUGCUGACUGGCUCUAAGGCGCAAUCAUUUGUGGAUUUUACACAUCAACUUUAUAUAUAUAUAUUUUGUAAAUACAUACAGUAUCUUAACCACGCCCUGACCACACCCACACCACAUCCAAAAAGAACUACAGGGUACACUCCCAAUGCUGCCCUGCCUACAUCAUGCUAGAGUGAAUCUUGUCCUAGGUCUUCUAUAGACGAAAUGAUGGGAAUCAAAUGUUGGCCCUUUUUUAAUAGCUGGGAUACAUGGAUGGAAUUUUCCGAUCUCUUGGUUUCAGGUUGGAGCAUAGCUGUACAUUUCCUCCACAGAAUGUGUACAAAGAAUCAUUCAUGAAAAGUGUGUGCAUUGAGUCAUUGAUCAAAGUCAAAGAAUGCACAGGGUUCUUACAGUUCUUCUUGUUUCAAGUUCAGGUUUAUAAGAAAUUGGGUUGGACCCAACCAAACUGGAGGACGAUGUUUUAUGAUUUCGGCUGGAAUGCAGUCUUUUGCUGAUCCGUUAUGUUAAUGUUGGUAUUUGUUGAGGUGUGUGUAAAAAAUUGUUUUAAAAUUUAUUUCUUUGAUGUACAGAUUUUAUUGAUAGUGUUUUUGAAACGUCAGGCACGUUACAAUAUUCAAGGUAGUUUAGUUACUGGGCGAGAACUUAUUUAUAGAUUUUGUAAGUCCAGAAUUACUUGUAAAUGGGAGAAAUACAGGCCAAGAUUAGAUUAGUAGUGUCUCUCAUGGGAUAUAUCAUGUAAGCUUGAAUUUUUUCCCUUCACAUUUGCUUUCAAAGUAUUCAUAUUCACAGUUACAUCAUUUUCAAUUUUUUUAGCCUAAGAAAGGUUUAUUCGAAUUGAACAGUUGCUAAUUCUCAAAUAUCACAAAAUCUGUACAUAACAUUUUUGUCUUGGUUGGUACCUUACUCACCACGGUCUUGUGUAUACACGUCAUCUCACUAUUAUGGCAUGGCUGCCUUGAACUGUCUUGGGAUGGUCAAAGGACAUCAAGUGCACAACAUCAAAGAAGGGAACGUUGCUACGAUGUUGAAGUCCUAGUUUACAUGCUCCAAGUCCUACUAGGCCACAGAGGUAGAAAGUUGUCUGGAAGUAAAACAUUGAUUCACUUGAUGAUACACUAUUCUAGAUGUCAUUUCCAUACCCCGGCCUGUUUUCACUGGUUCCUGUUUCAAGUUGAAAAGGGUUAAUUUCAGUGAAGUUGGAUUUCACAUUGUACAAAGCCUCUUGAAUAUGCCAAGGGAGCCUCAUGUUAUUAUCUGCCACAGUGUGUCAGAUGCAAGGUGUGUGGGUCUGUUUCUCACGAUCUAGAUCCCUAUCAGUGGUCCUUACUGGGGUUUGCACCAUCCAUUAGGCGAGUUUUGGUGUCCAAAACCAACGUUGGAUCACUGAUAAUGAUCCAGAUGGGUGUGAAAUAAAUACAGCCAUUAUGUACAAAUCUCAUUCUGUGAUUUGUGAAUGUACAACAGUAUGGGAACCUUUACCCAACUGACAAACAUGUAAGGACUCGCAUCGAAGCAGAAACACUUAAAUAAGUAGAAUGUGGUAUGGUUUGCUUAGAGUACCGAAGUAUGACUUCAUUUUGAACCAGGAAGUGUUGUGCAAACAAAUGAAGUAUACAUGUAUGUUGGUUCAUGCAUUAGUUCUGGCACUAAUGCCUUUUACACACACAAUUGUACAUGUGAUGUGAGGCAUUCUCUUUGGUACUCUGACAGUGCCGUAGCAGUCCGAAAUAUGGCCUCUUGAAUGUGAUUUUCUGAUUUAUGUCUUCAGUUUGGGUGCAUUUGUUUCUGUUGUGACCUAUAUUUACAAAAAGUUGUAGAAUGGUCUGAAGUAACCUGCCCAUCAUUAUGAAAAAAUCUUUGCAAGUAGACUACAUUUUGGACUUGUAAAAGAAAACAGGAAUGUUUUAACAUUGAUUUGAGGGAGCUUCAUCUUUUGUUAAUUUCAGUUAAUUUGUGCAAUGUUCAGUUUUGGUCUCAAAGUAGCUCAGAAAUUCCUGUUUUUUUCUCCUCACAGCUUGUCCCCCUUUUUACUGGUGGAAAUUACCGGUAUGUCAAAUCUUACUGCAGUUGCUUUCUUGAAAUUUCCCUAAAUCAUAAAGUGGUAAACAUGGCUGCCAUGUGCAUAUUUAAACAAGUUGAUGUACAUACUAUAUUUUUUAUUGACUACAUAAAUUGUAUAUUAUUAUGGCAUUUAAUCAUAAUUUGCACAAAGGACUUGUUAGUUGUAUAUGUUAUGUGUACAUUGGGGGUGUUCCACGAUUGUAAUUGUUGAGGUUUGUUUUAUAGUGUCACCUUCACCUGAGAUGUUAAUUUUUACAUUUGUUUUUUGCACGUGUUGAUUUAACUUGGUUCCCUAGCCAUUUCAAUAUCCAGCAUUCUUGCUGAGGCCAAGAUGUUUUGUAUUCAGUCACGGCAGAUGCCAAAAAAGUGUGGCAUUGUAAAUGCCGAAAACGAGCAUAAUUUAUGAUUACCAUCUUGGCCCUUUAGCUUUAGGCACACUUUUAAAUUAAGUUUGGUUAUUAAAGUAGGGCUUGACUGCACCAAGCAUAUACCUUCUGCCCUGGCUAUCCAUUUGAGCAGGUGGCUACAAAUCUCGUAUGAAAAGCAAACAUUGUUAGUAUCAUCAUUGCAGAACAGGUUAACUCUUGGAACAUCAGGCAAACAGGUUAUCAAAUGAGAGAUCUUGAAGAAGUCGGCUAAGCUCAUUCUUGGAUGUCAAGCGGGUGAAAGGAAAAGGUCUAUUUUUAUCCUUUUGAUGAGAUGAAUGAUUCAUUUUCAAUUGAAAUUUCCCAGCAUGAACAGUUGUUUUGUUUCACAUUAAUAAAUUUCAGAUUUAAAUACGGUAUCCUUUAAAUGCAAAAAUUGGAGGCAAAACAGUAAUACUCUAUACUUUAGUGUGCAAAAUUAUGUAAAGCAGUGCUCUGAAGAAAACUCAGAUCUUCUGGCAUGCAUCUCUCUGUGAAAAUAUUGAAUAAUGGUAUUUUUCCAAUUAAUUUACCACUUUUCUUUCCCCUGUAUACCUUAUGGAAUUGGGAACCAAUCAUCUAGAGUUUGUGCCAAUCACGAAAAUGUAUGCUCUCAAUGAAAUUCUUAGACUUGGCAUCAACGAGUUGCCCCAAUAUUCACCACUGGCUUUUUCCAAGUUUGGAACUAUCAUAUUAAGACACCUUAGAAUAUUGUUUCAAUACAGACAGACCCUCUUCGUAUGACUGAGCUUUCCAACCCACAUGUACAUGCUUUCCUGAUAGUCGUAUCUGUCGGUUGUACAAGUUAACUUUGGAUGGCCGAGUGGCCAUAAGAAUGAACGCAUGUGUUCUAUUCACAGAAUGUUUAUAAGUUACUGGUUUGGUCAAGUUAAACUUCUUUUAUGAGUUUUUUACCCAAAGCCCCAACCCUAUGUAAAGAUUUCUUUUUUUGAGUUAAGCAGAUAGAUUGUAGUAUUUCUUACCCAUGACUACAAAAUGGAACGGAUGGCACUUGCCAGUACAGAAUUAUAAAUGUAAAUAUUUUGUACUAUUUAACAGACAUAAUUCAAAUGAAUGUUACCACUUUCAAAAAUGAGGUUAUGAUAUUUAAACCACAAUAAACACUUAACUGAUUUUUUGCAAGGUAA
Molecule: messenger RNA, 8760 nt
Organism: Acanthaster planci (crown-of-thorns starfish)
Lineage: Eukaryota; Metazoa; Echinodermata; Asteroidea; Valvatida; Acanthasteridae
Product: Kv channel-interacting protein 4-like
Biological process (GO): regulation of potassium ion transmembrane transport
Cellular component (GO): voltage-gated potassium channel complex
Molecular function (GO): potassium channel regulator activity; calcium ion binding
Source: RefSeq, a predicted model, not a curated record